UAGAAUUUUGUUAUUUCAGCCAUGUUAGCAAUUGGAUUUACAAUAAUCUACACAACUGUAUAUGUUUAUAGCUGACAUUCAGAUGCAUUCAGAUGUCAACCCAACCAUAAUAAAUCUUUUGAUUAACUAUCAUAAAUUAAGACAAGAAUGUCCAGAAAUAACAGCUGAUCUGCGGCCAUCAUCCAUCAGUGGACUUCUGCAAAACAAUUACCAUGGAGUUUUGAGAUCACGAGAUGAUGCUGGAAGUCGAGUUCUAAUCUAUCGGAUUGGUCAGUGGAACCCCAAAGAAUUCACAGCUUAUGAGGUUUUCCGUGUAAGCCUCAUUACAUCAGAGUUGAUUGUUCAAGAAUGGGAGACUCAAAGAAAUGGACUCAAAGCAAUUUUUGAUCUCCAAGACUGGUGCUUCGCACAUGCCCUGCAGAUAAAUCCUUCUUUGGCAAAAAAGAUAUCUUCUGUACUUACAGACUCCUUUCCUUUGAAAGUACGUGGCAUCCAUUUGAUAAAUGAGCCUAUUUUUUUCCGUCCUGUCUUUGCUAUGAUCCGUCCAUUUCUUCCAGACAAAAUCAAACAACGGAUUCAUAUGCAUGGGAGUUCAUAUGCCCAAAGUCUCUGUGAUUACUUUCCGAAGGCUAUCCUCCCUCCUGAGUAUGGAGGAACCGGACCCAGCAUAGAUGAAGUGUGCCAAGAUUGGACUGAGUACAUCAUGCAGUCUGAAGACUAUCUCUAUAGGCUCUCUCUAGACUUAGGUGGAGGCGAUGCUUCUCAGUCAUCUGCCUAUGAGUGAUUACAAUGAAGUUGCUUCCAGCUAAAAAAAACAAAAAGAGUCCUCUAUCCAUAAUAUUGCUUUCUCCAGUGGAAAAGUCAUCUAAUAUGAAUAAGGAGAGAAAUAGAUUAAGCUCUGUUUAUAAGUGGAAAAAAGUCCAAAACAAUUCUAAACAAAUUUGUCUGUGGAUGACCUGAGAGUGAGUCAAUUUUCGUUUUUGGGUGAAACAUUCCUUUAAAUUGUAAAGCAUAUUAGUGUGAACAUAUAUGCUUUGCUUAUAUACUUAUACUUUUUUUCAUAUUGUACAUGAAUUAAUGGUGCAACUAUUUAAAUUGUAUGCCUAGCUCUCCUAAUAUUCCAGACUGGAAAAAAAAGACUUAGUUUGACUAAGUCAUAUUUUUGAAUAAUGUGAUUUUAUUGAAUUCUAUAUCACACAGAUAUUCACUGCAAGUACUUGAUAUACCUCUGAAGUUACAAUAUAGCAUCAGAUAUCAUAUUUUGUGUUUACUUUUAGAAGAAGGAUUCCACAGUCACUUGUAAAUAACACAUGUAGUGUACAAUGUUGUGCAUUACCGAAAUAUCAAAGUGCCUUUCUUAUUUCCUUGUGAAAUGUCAAGGUUUUUAUUGUUGUAUUUUCAUAACAAUGGACAUAACUCAGGAUGUUACAUAAGUCUCUGUGCUUCUAGAAGUUAGAUAUCAGUUAUCAUGAACUGCUUCACUAUAUUGCUGCUCUUAAGUCAAAUGAUCUGUAAUGUAACUGUAAACUGCAGCAUUUAUUAGCCUUUGCUGAAUUUGAAAUAAAUAAACAGCUGAAGACAUGCACUUAUUUAGUCUAAACCAAGUGGGAUUACAAAAUGGCACUUUGGUCUAGUGCCUUUUGCUCUGACUCUUAAACAAAUAUAAACAGAGACUAAUGACCUUACUGGAGCUCUUCAUGUUUACAGAUUUACUUAAAUGUGAAUUUCUGAAACCAUGUAUAUAAUCUAAUUCAGUUUGUUGCAUUCUUUCUGUCAGACAGUGUAUCUAAAGACAGAAGAAAAGGACUGUUUUACAUUAUUUAACUGUGCUGUCCUCACUUAUUAUCAAACUUUGACUAUUGUUUUUUUUAUUUAAUGUACAUUAUCAUAAUGAUAAAAAGUUAUACACAGGCAUAUUAAUACACAAUGUGCAACUCAAAUAAACUUGGCAGCCAAACAAUUGCAAA
Molecule: messenger RNA, 1967 nt
Organism: Sinocyclocheilus rhinocerous
Lineage: Eukaryota; Metazoa; Chordata; Actinopteri; Cypriniformes; Cyprinidae
Product: alpha-tocopherol transfer protein-like
Exons: 6
Coding region: 62-784 (240 amino acids)
Biological process (GO): vitamin transport; vitamin E metabolic process
Cellular component (GO): membrane; late endosome
Molecular function (GO): lipid transfer activity; vitamin E binding; phosphatidylinositol bisphosphate binding
Source: RefSeq, a predicted model, not a curated record